AUCUUAUUGAUUCGGCUUUCAACUUUCUGUAGACAUCCUGGAGGAGAGAAUUUGGUCCGCUAUUAAAUUCAGUGCCUCACAAUAGUUUGGAGGUUUUUGGGUGAUCUUUUGCCGCGAUUCCCUUUUGUGUUUGGAAGUCAAUAGAGGGCUGUUGCAAUGUGGAUUCAGGUGCGCACCAUGGACGGAAAGGAGACCCACCGAGUGGACUCCUUGUCCAAGCUCACCAAGGUGGAUGACCUGCGGCUGAAGAUCAUGGAACUCUUCAAGGUGGAACCGGAGAGGCAGAGGCUCUUCUACCGGGGCAAGCAGAUGGAGGAUGGACAUACCAUCUUCGACUACAACGUUGGCCUGAACGACAUCGUCCAGCUGCUGGUGCGGCAGAGUGCCCCCCCAGCGCCGCUCCCCAAGGAGAAGGAGGCGGAGCUGUCCGACUCGGACUCCGGCUGUGGCUCCGCCCAGAGCGAGUCGGACAAGUGCUCGACGCACGGCGAGGGGGACGGACAGGCUGCAGGAAGCUCCGCCCAGACAGACGCCUUGGACCUCGUCGACCCGGGCUUUGGCUUCUACAAGAUAAAUGAAUUUGUGGACGCCAGAGAUCUGAACAUGGGAGCCUGGUUUGAGGCGAAGGUCGUCAACGUCACCAAGACGACCAAGAGCUCAGCGGAUGGAGAUGCACAGACUGAGGCGGUGGCAGCGCCGGAGCAGGAGGAGAUCCGUUACCAUGUCACAUACGAGGACUACCCAGACUACGGGGUGGUGGAGAUGGCGGGUAAGGACGUGCGGCCGCGGGCACGGACGGUGUACCAGUGGCACCAGCUGGAGGAGGGCAUGGUGGUGAUGCUCAACUACAACCCCGAUGAGCCCAAGGACCGCGGCUACUGGUACGACGCGCAGAUCCAGAGGAAGAAGGAGACGCGCACGCAGAGGGAGAUCUACGCCAAGAUACUGCUCGGGGAAGCUGGGGACUCUCUGAACGACUGCCGCAUCAUGUUUGUGACGGAAAUCUACAAGAUCGAGGAGGCAGGCAGCAAGGAUGGAGCAGAACCCGGAUCUGAGAGCCCACUCAAGAGGUCCAACGGGCCAGAGUGUAAGCACUGUAAGGAUAACCCCAGUAAGAACUGCCGCUGGUGCAACUGCCACGUGUGCGGUGUGAAGCAGGACCCCGACAAGCAGCUGCUGUGUGACGAGUGUGACAUGGCCUUCCACACAUACUGCCUCAACCCUCCGCUGGAGAACAUUCCAGAAGACGAGGACUGGUACUGCCCAGACUGCAGGAACGAUGUAAAUGAGGUGGUUUUGGCAGGAGAGAAGCUGAAGGAAAGCAAGAAGAAGUCCAAAAUGGCGUCUGCUACCUCCUCCAGCCAGAGGGACUGGGGAAAGGGCAUGGCGUGUGUGGGGCGCACCAAGCAAUGCACCAUUGUGCCCUCCAACCACUACGGGCGCGUGCCAGGGGUGCCCGUCGGAACCCAGUGGAAGUUCCGGGUGCAGGUGAGUGAGUCCGGCGUGCACAGACCCCACGUGGCGGGGAUCCACGGCAGGAGCAACGACGGCGCCUACUCUCUGGUGCUCGCGGGCGGCUACGAGGACGACAAGGAUGAUGGAAAUGAGUUUACGUACACAGGCUCUGGGGGGCGGGAUUUGUCUGGGAAUAAGAGAACAGCUGAGCAGUCAUGUGACCAGAAACUGACCAAUAUGAACAGGGCGUUGGCGCUGAACUGCAACGCUCCGGUGAACGAGAAGAACGGUGCGGAGGCGAAGGACUGGAAGGCGGGAAAACCUGUGCGAGUGGUGCGCAGCUGCAAGGGCCGCAAACACAGCAAGUUCAGCCCUGAAGAUGGCAACCGCUAUGACGGCAUCUACAAGGUGCAGAAGUACUGGCCGGAGAAGGGCAAGUCGGGCUUCCUGGUGUGGCGCUACCUGCUGAAGCGGGACGACGACGAGCCCGCCCCCUGGACCAGAGACGGGAAGGAACGCGUCAAGAAACUCGGACUCACCAUGCAGUACCCUGAUGGCUACCUGGAGGCGGUUGCUGCGAAGGAGAAGGAGAAGGAGAAUAAGGCCAUGGAGCUGGAGGAGGAGCCAGAGACACCCAGCAAGGGCAAGAGGAAGAGGAAGUCCCAAAAGAUGGAUGCGGAGGAGAAGUCGUCCCCGGCGAAGAGCCCGUCUAAGAAGAUGAAGGUGGAGGCGUACAAGCUGAGCCGCGAGCAGAAGGCGCUCAUCAAGGGAGACGAGCUCAACAAGAAGCUCUGGGACGAGGCCAUGCAGUCUCUCAGCCUGGGGCCGAAAUUCCUGAACAAGGUGGAGGAGGUGUUCCUGUGCAUCUGCUGCCAGGAAGUGGUCUUCCAGCCAGUCACCACAGAGUGCCAACAUAACGUCUGCAGGGAAUGCCUCCAGAGGUCCUUUAAGGCCGAAGUGUACACAUGCCCCGCUUGCCGACACGACCUGGGCAAGAACCACCAGAUGAGCGUCAACAAGUCCCUCCAGGCCAUCCUCACCCAGCUGUUCCCCGGGUACAGCAGCGGGCGAUGAUGCCCGUCGUGCCCUCGCCCGCUCACCUGCCGCACUGGCACCGGCACCGCAACACGAACUCUGAGGGCGAUCGCCGAUCUCAGUCACCCAUUGCAAACGCCACCUCUGUUCCUCUGAUGUAUUUAAAAUGUACUGACUUUUAAAUCUGGGGGGGGUGGGCAGUCCCAUCCCCUCCCUCCUCUCCCCCACCAGCCCCGCUGGGAGCAGGAGCCAAUGAAAUGCAAUCAGUUUGUGUCUCUGCUGCCUUCCUUUAGCCAGUCAUGUUCCGUAGAGUCCGCCAGCCACAGACGCUAAAUCUCAUGCGUGGAACACACACACACACACACACACACACACACACACACACACACACACACACACACACGGUGACCAUGGACUGAGAUUUAACGUGUUUUUAUAAAUGGCUGAUGUUUUGUGUAGGAAAUCAGGGCCUUAGUGUCAAAAGUCCACAUCACCGCUGCCCGCAAAUGUCUAGAAUGCUGUACAGUCACGCGCACGCACUCACACACUCGCUCAGGGUGUGUCCAGUUGUACGAAAUUUGUAGAAAGCAGCUGACCCCCGAGUCGAAUCCCGGUUGCUCCAGUCCACUUUGUACCAGAUUAGCAGAGUUUGCCAUUUCAGUAGCUAUUCUGGCUGCUCUCCCCCCCGGCUUUUGGUUAAAUAAAUGUGCACGGCUCUGAGGUAGGCACAGCCCCUUUCGUGUGUGUGUGUCCGCGUGUGUGUCCGCCCAUGCUGUAUUGACAAUGCUGUGCUUGCCUGCACCUCGAGUCCCAGAGUUAACCGUGAGCCCGUUAUAGUAGGAAACACAAGCCUCCCCUUAAAACUUAAUUGCCCUCCCACCCUGUCGAUUUGAUAUAUUAGCUUUAACAUUCCUCUAAGUUACUAUCGUACACUUUCUUUUAUACGCUAUUGGCGCGGUAUAUAAAUCCGUCAUACUUACUUGCUUUUCGAUGUGAUGGACGUAAUCGCCAGUUUGUAAGAAAUGUAGCCAAGUAAUAUUCCCUCUUAUCUUUGGUUUGUUGUAGCAUUUAAUACAAAAUUAGUUGCCAUAUGAUUGGAAUAUUGAGAAGACCCAAAGAUCCCACUUUGCCUUAACACCGUUCCCAUAGAGACAAUUUUAAGCUGAACCUUUAAGAUGAUUUAAGAUGUGUGUGUGUCCACACACUUUACCCGUUACCCUGCCAGUCUUAGGUGAGAAAGCAAAGAGUCAUUUUCUUUAAAUAAAAUCAAAUAAUUUUGAUUCCGUUUCCAUUUUUCAUAAUUGCCUGAGGCUGCAGCUGUUGUUUCCUCUAGAUUUUACCUCAGCGGUUUCUAUUAAUAUUUUAUAGACUGGAAAUGUAUAUUCUGAAAUUGUUUAUAUUUUAGCACUUGUCCUUGUUUUUUUCCCCUCUGUAGAUGUAGGCUUAUAGCGGUCUUUUGGACACGUUUUUAAGUGCAGAUUUUCAAUAAAUUCUUAUUGACCUUUUUUCUAAAAAUGAAA
Molecule: messenger RNA, 4010 nt
Organism: Sardina pilchardus (European sardine)
Lineage: Eukaryota; Metazoa; Chordata; Actinopteri; Clupeiformes; Clupeidae
Gene: uhrf1
Product: ubiquitin-like with PHD and ring finger domains 1
Exons: 17
Coding region: 157-2529 (790 amino acids)
Biological process (GO): negative regulation of gene expression via chromosomal CpG island methylation
Molecular function (GO): ubiquitin protein ligase activity; metal ion binding; protein binding
Source: RefSeq, a predicted model, not a curated record